Molecule: messenger RNA, 6359 nt
Organism: Carcharodon carcharias (great white shark)
Lineage: Eukaryota; Metazoa; Chordata; Chondrichthyes; Lamniformes; Lamnidae
Gene: ptprh
Product: protein tyrosine phosphatase receptor type H
Exons: 24
Coding region: 172-4632 (1486 amino acids)
Biological process (GO): angiogenesis; protein dephosphorylation
Molecular function (GO): cadherin binding; protein tyrosine phosphatase activity
Source: RefSeq, a predicted model, not a curated record
CUGUUAAUAGGUACGGAGCGAAGUCUACACCGUACCAUUGAAAAUUGUGUAAUGAAAGCACAGGGGGAAAGGUCGAUCUUUCCUGGCAGACAGAAAUGAAGGGAUUCUCCGGCAGAGUUCAUCGGCAAAGAGAUUUCUGAGUUGAUGUAGCGAUUUUCAGUCUAUACCAGAAUGGGGGACAAUUUGAACCACUGGCUACUGUUCUUACUGACACUGAUUCCAGAAUGGGAGGCAGUUGACAUCCGAGAUUGUUCUGAACCAAAAGUCUCCGUCAUUCCUGUUAACACAACAGCCCUGCAAGUCUCUUGGAGAAAUGUCAGUAAAGGUUUCAAGAUUACUUUCACUUUAGAGAAAGUCACAGGAAGAACAAAUGAGAACAGCAGCAGUGUGAUAUUCGGUGGCCUUCAGCAAGGGAUUGGGGUUGAGUACAACAACUGCUCUUCCAACACUACUCAACCAGUGACAACAAAUCCAUCACCGGUCACCAGUCUGUCUCUGGUGAUUACAACAACCAAGGUACUGGUAGUAAGCUGGACAGUGCCCAAUGACACAAGAGUGUCAGAAUACACGUACAACAUUACAGUCACAAGUGACACUGGAGCUUUCGCUGAGACCCACUUCACAGAGAGAGGACAAAAUAUGUUCCAUGUGACAGACCUGAAACCUGGGGUCCAAUAUAACCUGAUGGUGAAGUCUGUCACUCCUGAGAACACACUGAAUACUUCUGAGAUUGUAGAAGGCACCACAAAUCAAUCUCCGGUCACUAGUCUGUCUGUGGUAAGCAGAACAACAGAAUCAUUGGAAAUAAACUGGACAGUGCCCAAUGAUACAACAGUCUCAAAAUACAACAUUACAGUCAGGAAUGAUACCGGAAAUUUAAUUCAGACCAACUCCACAGAGAAAGGAAAGAACACGUUCAAUGUGACAGGCCUGAAACCAGGGGUCCAAUAUAACCUGACGGUGCAGUCAGUCACUCCUGAGAACACACUGAGUGCUCCUGAGAGUGUGAAAGGCACCACAAAUCCAUCUCCGGUCACUAGUCUGUCUGUGCUGGACAGAACAACAGAUUCAUUGACAAUAAACUGGACAGUUCCCAAUGAUACAAGAGUCUCAGAAUACACGUACAACAUUACAGUCAGUAGUGAUACUUUAAAUUUCACGCAGACCCACACCACUGAGAAAGGAAAGAACACGUUCAAUGUGACAGGCCUGAAACCUGGGGUCCAAUAUAACCUGACGGUGCAGUCAGUCACUCCUGAGAACACACUGAGUACUCCUGAGAUUGUGAAAGGCACCACAAAUCCAUCUCCGGUCACUAGUCUGUUUGUGCUGGACAGAACAACAGAUUCAUUGACAAUAAACUGGACAGUUCCCAAUGAUAUAAGAUUCUCAGAAUACACGUACAACAUUACAGUCAGUAGUGAUACUGCAAAUUUCACUCAGACCCACUCCACAGAGAAAGGAAAGAACACGUUCAAUGUGACAGGCCUGAAACCUGGGGUCCAAUAUAACCUGACGGUGCAGUCAGUCACUCCUGAGAACACACUGAGUACUCCUGAGAUUGUGAAAGGCACCACAAAUCCAUCUCCAGUCACUAGUCUGUCUGUGCUGGACAGAACAACAGAUUCAUUGACAAUAAACUGGACAUUUCCCAAUGAUACAAGAGUCUCAGAAUACACGUACAACAUUACAGUCAGUAGUGAUACUUUAAAUUUCGCGCAGACCCACACCGCUGAGAAAGAAAAGAACACGUUCAAUGUGACAGGCCUGAUACCUGGGGUCCAAUAUAACCUGACGGUGCAGUCAGUCACUCCUGAGAACACACUGAGUACUCCUGAGAUUGUGAAAGGCACCACAAAUCCAUCUCCAGUCACUAGUCUGUCUGUGCUGGACAGAACAACAGAUUCAUUGACAAUAAACUGGACAUUUCCCAAUGAUACAAGAGUCUCAGAAUACACGUACAACAUUACAGUCAGUAGUGAUACUUUAAAUUUCGCGCAGACCCACACCGCUGAGAAAGGAAAGAACACGUUCAAUGUGACAGGCCUGAAACCUGGGGUCCAAUAUAACCUGACGGUGCAGUCAGUCACUCCUGAGAACACACUGAGUACUCCUGAGUUUGUGAAAGGCACCACAAAUCCAUCUCCAGUCACUAGUCUGUCUGUGCUGGACAGAACAACAGAUUCAUUGACAAUAAACUGGACAGUUCCCAAUGAUACAAGAGUCUCAGAAUACACGUACAACAUUACAGUCAGUAGUGAUACUUUAAAUUUCACGCAGACCCACACCACUGAGAAAGGAAAGAACACGUUCAAUGUAACAGGCCUGAAACCUGGGGUCCAAUAUAACCUGACGGUGCAGUCAGUCACUCCUGAGAACACACUGAGUACUCCUGAGAUUGUGAAAGGCACCACAAAUCCAUCUCCAGUUACUAGUCUGUCUGUGCUGGACAGAACAACAGAUUCAUUGACAAUAAACUGGACAGUUCCCAAUGAUAUAAGAUUCUCAGAAUACACAUACAACAUUACAGUCAGUAGUGAUACCGCAAAUUUCACUCAGACCCACUCCACAGAGAAAGGAAAGAACACGUUCAAUGUGACAGGCCUGAAACCUGGGGUCCAAUAUAACCUGACGGUGCAGUCAGUCACUCCUGAGAACACACUAAGUACUCCUGAGAUUGUGAAAGGCACCACAAAUCCAUCUCCAGUCACUAGUCUGUCUGUGCUGGACAGAACAACAGAUUCAUUGACAAUAAACUGGACAUUUCCCAAUGAUAUAAGAUUCUCAGAAUACACGUACAACAUUACAGUCAGUAGUGAUACUGCAAAUUUCAUGCAGACCAACUCCACAGAGAAAGGAAAGAACACGUUCAAAGUGACAGGCCUGAAACCUGGGUUCCAAUAUAACCUGAUGGUGCAGUCAGUCACUCCUGAGACCACACUGAGUACUCCUGAGAUUGUGAAAGGCACCACAAAUCCAUCUCCGGUCACUAGUCUGUCUGUGCUGAACAGAACAACAGAUUUAUUGACAAUAAACUGGACAGUUCCCGAUGAUACAAGAGUCUCAGAAUACACAUACAACAUUACAGUCAGUAGUGAUACUGCAAAUUUCACUCAGACCCUCUUCUCAAAGAAAGGAGAGAACACUUUCAAUGUGACAGGCCUGGAACCUGGGUUCCAAUAUAACCUGACGGUGAAGUCAGUCACUCCUGAGAACACACUGAGUACUCCUGAGAUUGUGAAAGGCUCCACAAUUCCUGCGAGCGUCCCCGAAAUUUACUGUGAUUGGUCCACGGGCUACAUGAUUAAUGUGCAAUGGACCAAACCAAUGGGCCACUUCACCGGAUUUAACAUCUCUUUGUACGAUGGAGACCAGCUGCUGAGAGCCCAGACCAUCGGUAGGAACAAGAAUUCCCUGACAAUUAGAAACUUGCAGCCUGCGCGUAUAUACACAGUCCACAUCUACACACAAGCUGGCCGGGCUUACAGCGAGAUGGUGCAUCGGCAAUGUCAGACUGAAAAAACACCCAUUAUCAUUGGAGCGGUCAUAGGCUCUCUGCUGUGUCUGAUCCUUAUUGGUUUGUUGUUGCUUUUCAUCAUCAACGGAAGACUGCCAUGGAGGAAACAAGAUUCAGACUUUUCACCAAUGACCAUAAUUCCUAGAGAAAUCAAGCCUGUUCCGGUUAGUGAAUAUGAGGAUUACUUUCAGAGAAAGCACGCUGACACAGAUUUUGGCUUUGCCGAAGAAUACCAGAGUCUGAGUAUGGUGGGGGUAGAACAGUCGGUGGAAGCUGCCCUGCUUGUGGACAACAAAAGAAAGAAUCGAUACACUAAUGUCCUACCAUAUGAUGCAUCCAGAGUUAAACUCAUUCCUCAGCUAGAGAGCAGCACAUCCGAUUACAUCAAUGCAAAUUACAUGCCUAGUUACAGGUCCAACAAGGAGUUCAUCGCUGCCCAGGGGCCCCUGCCAAACACAGUGGCCGAUUUCUGGCGAAUGAUUUGGGAGCAGAAAUCGAAGGUCAUUGUGAUGCUGACAAACUGUGUGGAAGUAACUCGGGUCAAAUGCGAACACUAUUGGCCGCUGGAUUACACGCCCUGUACCUAUGGAGACAUCACAGUGACAGUCACCUCAGAGACCAUCCAAAGCGAGUGGACCCUCAGAAAUUUCAGUAUCAAAAAGGAUGGGUCCUCGGAGAUACGCUCAAUCUCACACUUUCAAUUCACUGCCUGGCCAGAUCAUGGCGUACCCGACACCACAGAGAAACUGAUAGCAUUCCACAAACUAAUUCAGCAUCACCUGAACAUGAAUCAGCAAGGCCCAACUGUCAUACACUGCAGUGCUGGAGUAGGACGGACAGGUACUUUAAUAGCCUUGGAUUACCUACUGCAACAGAUAGAAGAGGAAGAAGUAAUCGAUGUUUAUGGGAUUGUCCGUAAAAUGAGACUGAACCGGCCGCUGAUGGUCCAGACUGAGCCUCAAUAUGUCUUCCUGCAUCAGUGCAUGUUGGAUACAAUCCAAUCGAAACAGCCCCAAGAGGCCAUCUACCAGAAUCAACAGGAUCUCCAGAAACAGCAGGAUCUUAUCUAUGAGAACAUUAGUGCCAUCAAUGCUGCUGACAGACAUUGCCGUUAGCUAGUUCCUGCACCAUUCCUUGCUGUGUUGCAAUAGUCCUGAGAUGGAAUAUGUCUCUAACUAUAUGUGUGCCUUUAUUCUGCACCCCACACACUCGGUCUGUCAAAGGCUGCAUCCCAAAAUGAAUCCAGUGUCAGCAUCAUCUCCUGUGGAAGCUCCUGUGAUCACUGAGGCUUCAUCAGUCCCUGUCACUAUUUAUGUCUUUAUGUCAAAAUGUCUCCAUCUCACCGUAAGUGAAUUCUGCCUGUGUCUGACAGUCUCCCUGUGCGUCCGACAGUCUCCCUGUGCGUCCGACAGUCUCUCUAUGCGUCUGACAGUCUCCCUGUGCGUCCGACAGUCUCCCUGUGCGUCCGACAGUCUCUCCUGUGCGUCUGACAGUCUCCCUGUGCGUCCGACAGUCUCUCUGUGCAUCCGACAGUCUCCCUGUGCGUCCGACAGUCUCUCCUGUGCGUCCGACAGUCUCUCCUGUGCGUCUGACAGUCUCUCUGUGCGUCCGACAGUCUCCCUGUGCGUCUGACAGUCUCUCUGUGCGUCCGACAGUCUCUCUGUGCGUCCGACAGUCUCCCUGUGCAUCUGACAGUCUCUCUGUGUGUCCGACAGUCUCUCCUGUGCAUCCGACAGUCUCCCUGUGCGUCCGACAGUCUCUCCUGUGCAUCUGACAGUCUCCCUGUGCGUCCGACAGUCUCUCUGUGCGUCUGACAGUCUCCCUGUGCGUCUGACAGUCUCUCUGUGUGUCCGACAGUCUCUCCUGUGCAUCUGACAGUCUCCCUGUGCGUCCGACAGUCUCUCUGUGCGUCCGACAGUCUCUCUGUGCAUCCGACAGUCUCUCCUGUGCGUCCGACAGUCUCUCUGUGCAUCCGACAGUCUGUGCGUCCGACAGUCUCCCUGUGCGUCCGACAGUCUCUCCUGUGUGUCCGACAGUCUCCCUGUGCGUCUGACAGUCUCUCCUGUGCGUCCGACAGUCUCCCUGUGCGUCCGACAGUCUCUCUGUGUGUCCGACAGUCUCUCCUGUGCGUCCAACAGUCUCCCUGUGCGUCCGACAGUCUCUCCUGUGCAUCCGACAGUCUCUCUGUGCAUCCGACAGUCUCCCUGUGCGUCCAACAGUCUCCCUGUGCGUCCGACAGCCUCCCUGUGCGCCCCGCUCUGACUCCGCGUGUCCCACUGCCUCUCGGUGCUCCCGCUGUGCCCGCUGACCCACAUUUCUGUUCCAAACCUUCCAAAAGGUUUCCUUUUGUGAAGAGUUUCUGUCGGAGCGACUCCGGCUCCAGCCUCCCACCGAGGAACAGCCUCCUGAGUUUCACAUCGCUUCACUGGGAUGACAGAAUCUUUGUGAACGGCCCGGAGCUUCACUCCAGAGGCUCCAGGCAAAGAUUCAACCCCCCCCACCCCCAAAACCAUCCUUCUUCAUCCUCAGUGAGGAAGCUAGACCCCCUGGUUUGAGAGAGAGCGUUAAAAGGGGAAGGAUCAGUGUUGGACUGAGUGGAGUGUACGAAGGUGUGAUGGAUUGAAGGGAGGGGGAUUAGAAGUUAAAUAACCAAAGGGCAUUACCCUGAGAACCCCCUCAAGGCGAGGAUGACCUUAAUAUUAGGAAAGUAAAAUAAAUAACGCAGCGGAGGCUUUAGUAGCACUUGGCGGGGGAGGGGUUGAAAUUUGUCUUGGUGAAGCAAACGGAUGUUAGGGAUGUUAUACCUCCCCCAACCCCCAUACAGGUUGGGCAAGAGAUAAUG